Drosophila sulfurigaster albostrigata is the source of this 997-nucleotide messenger RNA. Its product is annotated as probable U3 small nucleolar RNA-associated protein 11. Gene Ontology annotation, biological process: rRNA processing. Bases 91 to 771 code for a protein of 226 amino acids. Gene Ontology annotation, cellular component: small-subunit processome; nucleolus. The transcript has 2 exons. The record is from RefSeq and is a predicted model, not a curated record. Lineage: Eukaryota; Metazoa; Arthropoda; Insecta; Diptera; Drosophilidae.
ACACACGGUCACACUACGCUUUCAUCAGCUGCGCGUGCUUGCAACACGUUUUCUUGUUUUUGAAGUAAACAAUUUGCAAAAACAGCGAAAAUGUCGUCGUGGAAAAAGGCGUCAAAGAGCAACCAGAAGGUGCAUCGCGAGCGCCACCAGCCAGAGGCUCGCCAGCAUCUGGGGCUGCUGGAAAAGAAGAAAGACUACAAGAAGCGUUCGCUCGACGCGCAUCGCAAGGAGCAGACGCUGAAGGUGCUCUACAAGCGGGCGCUGAACAAGAAUCCCGAUGAGUUCUACCAUCAUAUGAUCAACUCCAAGCUCAACGAUGAUGUACAUCGCGAGAAGGAGGCCAAGGACGAACACACACCCGAUCAAUUGGCGCUGAUGGAGACACAAGAUUUGAAAUAUGUAAUCAUGAAAUUAACUGUGGAGCGCCGCAAGCUGGAACGUUUGCGUGCCUCGAUUGUGGACCUGGAUGCCGCGCAGGGGCAAAACAAACGUUUCACAUUCGAUGAGAGUGGCGUGAAACAGCGUGUUGUGGCACCUACUUUAGGUGAACGCGUAGCUGCAGCUGAUGUUGAGGCAACAUCCUCAAAUGACAUUCUCCGGCAGCAGCGUAUCAAUGAGCUCAAGAAACGUGAACAACGCGAACGUGAACUUAACAUUGUAAAGCAAAAGCUAGAGAUGAAAAACGCCUUAAAACAACCACGCCUACUCAAGCCUAAGAAACUCAAAAAAUGGCACCAAAGACAGUGCUCCUGUCUACAGAUUUCAAUAUGAACGCAAAAAAUAAAUCACUAUAAUAUCCUUACCUUACGCUAAUUAAUUCAGUUUGGUUUAGUUCCAAGUAGUAAGCAAAAUAGUUAUUUUACUUUACCUUUCAAUUCUUGGGGCUUUUUUUGUUUAUAGAAUAGUUAUCAAUAAGCGAUAUAAAAAUCAUCUGCAUCAAUUUUUAAGUGAAUGCAAAACGACGCCUUAAGAACUAUUAAUAAAAAUUAAAUACUUA